This is a messenger RNA of Penicillium waksmanii, 1284 nucleotides long. RefSeq lists its product as uncharacterized. The record is from RefSeq and is a predicted model, not a curated record. The coding region runs from base 1 to 1284 and encodes 427 amino acids. The transcript has a single exon. Lineage: Eukaryota; Fungi; Ascomycota; Eurotiomycetes; Eurotiales; Aspergillaceae.
AUGGCCUGUCCCGCAAAAGAAUUACCCGAUGGCCAUGGAAGCGUCUAUAAGGAGGUACGCUUUUCGCCGACCGCAACACCUAUACGCCGCACAAAAUCAGUCUCAGGAACUGCCCCCUCGGCCAAGACAAAAAAUUACCAGACAAAGAGCUCAUGCGUUCCCGAAAGGACCCCAAUAAUCUUGGAUUCAUCCUAUAUUGAUCAGUCGCGAGCCCUGCUGGACCGUCAACGAGCCCACUUUGAGGAGGAAAGGAAACUCUUUGCAGAGGAACGUCGGUUAUGGCAGAAGGAAAGGAUACUCUUGAGAACAAAGAUUACAGAACUAGAGUCGUUGUUGAAAGUGCAACAAGGCCAAACAAUUUCGCCAGACUCUGCAAAGCCGGCGUUUGGAUCGCUAUCAUAUCUAGGUUCUAAUGAAUCCGCCAUACACUCAGCACAAGUAUGGGAGGGUUCAAGCCCAGGUGGCCGACCGACAAGGGUCUUCCGUGGUGAGGAUGCUAUAGACCCUGCUCACAUGUCGCCGAUCAGUGAAAGGAGCAGUAGUAUCCCUCCAUCCCUAGACGCGGCACUUUCACCUCAAGCGGGGGCGGCGGACGCUGCCAGCGUGGCCGUUAGUGUACCAGUACCUAUCGAGAAGCUUGAUAGCAGACUCGAUGGAAUUAUACUCAAAUCCACCGCACUACCACCUGGGGUUGUUGCUCGAGUGAUCACCCCGCCCUCUCCGUCGCCCCUGGAGACCUCCUCGGAAGCCCCUUCAGCCGCUGCAAGGUCGGACCAGGAACACCGAAACAGUCUUAAGUUGAAGCUGUCAGAACUGGGCCCACCUAAUGAAAAUCUGGUCCGGAAUGCGGGCCACACUCCAAUGGCGAUCAUCGAGGCCGACGUUAGCCAACGGUCUACCAAGGAGCCUUCUCCCAUCGAGGAGAUGGAGGAGCCCCCGUGCGACGAAGAAGCCCCUCUCGCCCCCGUGGCAACGACCGUGCAUCAACCCACCGAGAACAGGAUCUCCUAUUUCCCCGAUCUACCUGAAGAUCCAGCCCUGAAGGGGCCCCUGGGUCUCAUUAACGACGAGGAGCACGACAAUAGUUUCCUAAGUGAAUUAGACCAGAAGCUCCUAGACCAGGCGAGGCGGAUUCUGUCUCCUGCAUCAGACUCUGGGAAAAUUGAUGAAGACGAAGGCGACGCUGAGCUACCUACCAAGGGGGAGCAGGAACCGGAAAUCAAAUUCAGGAAGUCAACGAAUUUCGGCACGGCCUUUGGAAUAUCAAGCUAUGGAAAUUUCUAA